AUGGCCCACCUUCACCAUGCUCGCGACUUUGUCCACGAUUCCAAUUUCACCGAGGUUCAUGACGACUAUUACAACCCCAGCGAUAGAGGUCAUUCAAGACAUGAUGACAGUAUUGGUGGGCGCGGUGGCCAGGGUGGCAGGGACUCAUACCUCAGGAAACAGCCAAUUUUGACGCAGCUGAGCUCCCUGUGCCGGGGGCUCUUUGGACCAGAGACGUUGAGCCACUUUGUCGAGCCAGACCCCAGCGGGCUGGGAUUCUGGGCUCUGGUAUCCAUUACAAGGACCAGCCGCAAUGGGAAGCAGCGGGAGCUGAUUAACAUCGGUAUGGGCUCUGGGACGACUUUGGAAGAAGCCAAAGACAAGGCCGCUCGUUCGGCGUACGACUUUUUAUGUCAAAUGUACCCAGACAGAAUCUGA
This is a messenger RNA of Coprinopsis cinerea okayama7#130, 417 nucleotides long. RefSeq lists its product as hypothetical. The transcript is spliced from 2 exons. The record is from RefSeq and is a predicted model, not a curated record. Bases 1 to 417 code for a protein of 138 amino acids. Lineage: Eukaryota; Fungi; Basidiomycota; Agaricomycetes; Agaricales; Psathyrellaceae.